AUGGUGGACGUAAUACCUGAGUCAGACGACGAUCGGAGAGCCAGGGAGAUACUUGAAGGAACAACAGUGCGCAUCGGUCAACGCUUUCAGUCCGGCUUACUGUGGAGGGAGGCAGAUAUCAAAUUUCCAGAUAGUUACGGAAUGGCAGAGAAGAGGAUGAAGAGUCUGGAGAAGCGGUUAGCAAGAAACCCGAUGCUGCAGCAGAAUGUACAGAGGCAAAUGGAGGAGUACAUAGAGAAGGGAUAUUGCCACAAAGCGACAAAGCAGGAGCUACAAACCACAGAGAGACAUAAGGCGUGGUAUCUACCGUUAAACAUCGUACUGAAUCCAAAAAAGCCAGGAAAAGUGCGUUUAGUCUGGGAUGCAGCGGCCGCUGUGCAAGGCGUUUCUUUGAAUUCCGCAUUGCUGAAGGGUCCGGAUCUGCUGGUUUCCCUGCCGUCAGUGAUAAGCCAGUUCCGUGAGCGAAGGAUAGGGUUCGGUGGCGACAUUCGCGAGAUGUUCCACCAAGUGAGAAUUCGUCCUGAGGAUCGUAAAGCGCAGCGCUUUCUAUUUGGAGGAGAAGUGUACGUGAUGUACUGUGCCAUUUUUGGAGCUCACCAAGUAAAGUUGUACAUUAUGCAAAAGAACGCGAAGGAGUUCACCAAGGAGUAUCCAAGAGCAGUAGAAGCAGUAGUGAAGAAGCAUUACGUCGACGACUAUUUCGACAGCGCAGAUACCGUAGAGGAAGCAGUCAAGCAAGCUGAAGACGUUAGAGAUAUCCACUCCCGUGGAGGAUUCCAAAUUAGAAACUGGGUUUCAAAUGCAGAAGAAGUACUGGUGAAGUUGGGAGAACGUCAAACAAGUCAGGAGAUUCACUUUCACCGAGAUAAAGAGACGGAGUUUCAGCGAGUACUGGGACUUGUGUGGAAUACCAGACAAGAUGUGUUCACGUUCUCAACGCAAAUCAGAGAAGACCUGCAGCCAUUCUUGAUCGGUGGCCAUCGGCCGACAAAACGGAUUGUGUUAAGUUGUGUGAUGAGCUUUUUUGAUCCCCUUGGAUUACUAGCCUUAUUCACAAUCCAUGGGCGUAUUAUAGUUCAGGAUCUUUGGAGAAGCGGGUGCAAUUGGGAUGACACGAUCGACGAAGAGGCGAUGGCAAGGUGGAUUCGAUGGACGGCGUGUCUGAACGAUGUGGCAGCAGUUCGUAUUCCUCGAUAUUACUUCGGAAAUGGUGCUUUGCUAGAUUACGACUCACUUCAACUUCACAUUUUUGUGGAUGCGAGUGAGAACGCGUACGGGGCUGUUGGUUAUUUCCGAAUAUCGGCAGCUGGGGUUCCUCGUUGUUCGCUAGUUCAAGCCCGUUCCAAGGUUGCUCCAAUUAAGCCGCAUUCUAUCCCACGUUUGGAACUGAUGGCUGCGGUGUUGGGAGCCCGGCUUAAGGAUACAAUACUGACAAGUCACAAUCUACAGGUAAAAAGACUAUUCUUCUGGACUGACUUACGAACUGUACGUUCGUGGAUAACAUCUGAUGCGCGAAAGUAUCGUCAGUUCGUCGCAUUCCGUAUUGGCGAUAUCGUCUCGCGAACAAAGGUCCCUGAUUGGAGGUGGAUUCCGACGAAACUUAACGUUGCCGAUAAGCUGACGAAGUGGUCUAAAGAAUCGCUCCUACAGACGAGUACCGUAUGGCAAAGAGGACCAGCAUUCUUGUAUCGCCCCGAGAGCGAGUGGCCCAGUGACGCAGUAGUAGAACCGAACGUCCCAGAAGAGUUUCGAGCCGCUUGCUUGUUCCAUAGAACGGAAACGGAAUUCCAAUUCAUAAAUGUGUCCAGGAUCUCAAAGUGGAAUGUGAUAGUACGAACUGUAGCGUUAGUCAUACGGUUUGUGGCAAACCUACGCAGAAAAGUGCAGAAUCAGGCAAUACUAACGAUUCGAGCUCUGCGGAACUUCAAUUACCAACAUAAGGUGAAUGCGGUACGAAUGGGCCUGCAGAGAGAAGAGUUCCAGCGCGCGGAGGAGAUAUUGUGGCAACAAGCGCAAUGGGAAGCAUUCGCAGACGAAAUAUGUAUUUUGCGCCGUUUGCGGGAUAACAACGGUGAGUGCAACGCGAAGAUCGAGAAGCGAAGUCCUCUUUAUAAGCUUUCACCAAUCCUGGACGAUAAGGAUGUAAUUCGUGUAGAUGGUCGAACAGCUCAAGCCGAGUUUCUUCCAUUUGAAAUGCGGUUUCCCAUAAUUCUGCCUAGGGGACACUUGAUAACAUCACGACUGAUCGAGCAUUAUCAUCGGCAGUUGGGGCAUGGACAUCGAGAAGCCGUGGUAAAUGAGCUGAUGCAGAGAUUCUGUAUUCCAAAGAUUAGAGUUGAGGUGGUGAAGUCACAGUCGGUCGGCGCAGCGAAAAGCGGUGGGUGGCUUUGUUCACUUGUUUCACGACCAGGGCAGUUCAUUUAG
Armigeres subalbatus is the source of this 2424-nucleotide messenger RNA. RefSeq lists its product as uncharacterized. Bases 1 to 2424 code for a protein of 807 amino acids. NCBI's taxonomy places the organism in Eukaryota, Metazoa, Arthropoda, Insecta, Diptera, Culicidae. The record is from RefSeq and is a predicted model, not a curated record. The transcript has 2 exons.